This is a messenger RNA of Seriola aureovittata, 3135 nucleotides long. Its product is annotated as tumor necrosis factor receptor superfamily member 5. The transcript has 11 exons. Gene Ontology annotation, molecular function: protein binding. NCBI's taxonomy places the organism in Eukaryota, Metazoa, Chordata, Actinopteri, Carangiformes, Carangidae. Bases 1252 to 2283 code for a protein of 343 amino acids. The record is from RefSeq and is a predicted model, not a curated record.
AAAAAACUAUAGUGGUGCGUUGGUAAGGUGCACCACACAUCAAGGCCCAUGCUCCAAAUUCAGGCCCUCUACUGCAUGUCACCCCCCACCCCCGCGUUUCCUGUCUCUCUCUACUAACACUUUCACAAUAAAAGGCAGAAAUGCCACAAAUAUCUAUGGAAGCCAUGAGCGGCAAGUGUUUAAAAAAAAAAAAAAAAAGUUUGUUUUUGUAAUACUAAUUUUGGCCACAAUAGGCUGAAGUACACAACUGCCCCAGUCGAAAUGGGACUAAAAGCAUUUUUCUUUUUCUCCAGGUGUCUUUUAAAUUCUCAUUGUGCUCUAAAUACAUUGUACAUAUCCUGUGAUAGCAAGUUGUAUAGCAUUACUGUCCUGUUUUUCUUUUAGCUAAUGUAUUCUAAUCAACAGUUUUGCCCAAGAGGCUUUAGGAUAGUAUAAAGAACUACAAAGCCCAUGUUUUGACAUUUGUGCAGCAAAACUUUUUUUCUUCUAUGUCCCUCCAAUUAAUCACCUCCUGACAUUACACUGAUACUUUAAGUACAUUUAUCAGAUAAUACUUUUAUUAGCAGUUGCAAUUAAUAGUACUUUCCCUCAAGUAGGAUUUUAAGUCGAGGACUUUUACUUGUGAUAUAUUUUUACGUAACUGCAUAAAUACUUUUAUUUACAAAAAGGAUCUGAAUACUUUUUACCAGACCAGAUACCACUACAGGCGUUAAAUUGGGUGAACUAACCCUUCAGAUCGGCCUUCAGAUUCUGCUGAAAAAUUGUGUAAGGAAACAAUUACGAUCUGUAGGAAAUCUAAGAAAACUAGUCAAAUAUGACUGAAAAUAUAUAGUGACUGCAGAUCAGGAAAUUUGUAACCGCCGCUAUCAAAAAGAUCUACUCCUCCAUCCUGUUGUUGACACAAGUUCACUUAACUGAGAACAUUUCUGUCUUUCUCUUCAUUCUUCGUCAUAUCUGACAGUUUGCAUGGAAAGUGAUGAGGCUUUGAUGCAGAAACAUUAGUCACAGUGCGGAUGGGUCCUGUGUGUGAGAGCUGAAGGUGUAAACAGGACAGAAGCAGAUUGGUAGAGAUCAGUAGGCGGGGGAGACAGGAAGACAGGAAGAUGUAACCAGGUAAGGAAACAGUGACACAGAGGAUGGGCAGAGUGUAUGAGAAGACAGAGAGAGAGAGAGAGCGAGAGAGAGAGAGUCACAAUUUAAGGAAGUUAACAAAACAACAGGAGGAGAACAAAAGACGCAUCACAUUGAAGAAUGGGGCUUGUGCAAUACCUCGUGAUUGUCUGGAUGUUGUAUGCACAGGUGGUGCUCACCUCUCCGCUGGCUUUGAGGGAUACUUUAGUCACCGACAGAAAGUGUAAAAUGUGCUCUGCAGGUGAGUUUCAGAAGUCUUGUACCGAGUGUGAGCCCUGUCCUGCUGGCAGCUUCACAAAUGACAGGAACAGUGAAGACAGCUGCCAUCGCUGCUUCGGAGACUGCAGAUCAGAUUAUCAUCUUAAAGUGGUUGAGAACUGCACCAGCACAUCUGAUUUAAAAUGCGUCUGUGAGGCUGGUUUCAAGUGCAAUGACAAGGUCCGAUACUCAACUGUAGGCAACUGUAGAUCCUGUGUCAAGAUCCCGGAAACACCCCGAACUGUGGCAACAGCUCCGACCCCAGGAAAUGAUAAGCAGACGCCUUCCUCAGUUUCCUCUGGACAUACCAUCACUUCUGCCAAACCCUGCCAAUUUUCUGAAUGCCAGCAGUCAGUCCCACCGACACCCAGUGCAGAUGCCAUGAGCAGUCAGCUGGCAGCCAUUUUGGGUCCGCUGGCUAUUAUGGGAUGUCUUGCCCUUGUGAUCCUGUUCUGCGUCUGUCACCAAGGAGAUGAAACAUGUUUCAAGCAAGCUAUUGCAAAGAUUUGUAAUGAGGGAAAGCAAGAUGCUUCUCACAAGUCAAAGGAGUCAAGUCAUCAGUUCCCCAGAGACUCAUUCUGUGCAAAGCAGCAGCCACCUUCUCUCUCAGCAGCCAAUCUGGGUUCAGUCCAUGUCCACAAUCCAGGGACGGUCAUCUUCAGCUUGCUCAGCCAGUUUACAGGGCAAGUUGGUGCGACAAUUGAAGGUGGGAAGGCAGCGGAGACAGUGGGAAGUGAAGAAGAAGACGAAAGAGACUGUCCUGUGUGUCAUCCCACCUCCUCUCCCAGUAUUCAUCUCUCCGAGGAGGAGAGGAGUGGAGAGAUUGACAGCAUUUUCUUCCCCUCCCAAGAGCAGGGGAAGGACUGCCACAUGUCCAAAGAGGAGGAGCUAUGAUACAUAGCAAAAUUCCCAGGGGAUUUGUGUUGGUGGUUAUGACUAUGACCCUAAACACAUCCUUUUAAAGGAAGGAAUCAUAAAACUGUCAAACUACAAAUGAACGCGGAGCACAUUUCAUCUUCUGCUGGCAAACUGUGAAGGAUUGCAGUGCUCUAUGGUAACUUUAUUUCCUGCAGGUUCUGGGAAAACUUGUGGUUGGUAAGCACCAGAAACUUUACUUCGUGAUGAACAGCUAGAAGGUGAUUUAUAUUCUAAGUUUUAAUUUAAUAAAUCCUGUAAAUACUCUUUGAUAAGCUCUGUCAUCUCUCUAAAGUAUUAGACCUGAAUGUUUAAUGUUUUGAAUAAAUAUUAGGCUUUUUAUUUACAAUAAAAAUUUAUUUUGAAAAAAGAAAACUAAGUACAAAUGUAUGUAAAUUAUUACAAAACAUUCAUGUAUAUGGAUAUGUAUACUCUAAAUAACUGCAGAAAAAAUUGAAUUUAUAUAUACAUUAUAUAUACAUACAAAUGUAAAGAUGUGAAAUAUCUUUAACCUUUGUGUACCAUAGUACAUACCAUCUUUUAGCAACACAGUGCACAAUUUCUUACUCCUGCAAGUCGCAGUGUCCCACUCAGUAUUUUCACUUUCUUCCACAUUCUUUUUCUCCAUGUUUUUAUACACUUUUUAUCAUCAAUUUAUCAUAUCAACGUCACAGAUGUCAAACAGUCAUGUUUCCUCUCAAGAAACCGUAUUAGUUGAAACUUGAAACAUAAAGUACGUCCUCUGUGGUCCCAUUCGACAGCACGGACUGGCGUGAUGUUUGGCCCCAUUAGUUAUACACAUCCAAAGCAAAUAAAGAUAUUUUGCGUCGA